This is a messenger RNA of Pseudogymnoascus destructans, 543 nucleotides long. RefSeq lists its product as uncharacterized. NCBI's taxonomy places the organism in Eukaryota, Fungi, Ascomycota, Leotiomycetes, Thelebolales, Thelebolaceae. The transcript has 2 exons. The coding region runs from base 1 to 543 and encodes 180 amino acids. The record is from RefSeq and is a predicted model, not a curated record.
AUGAGGCGAGAUACACCAUCGAUUUGCGCGCAGCCCUUAAAUAAUGUACCCUACUACUACUACUACUUCUACUAUUUCUACUAUUUCUACUAUUUCUACUAUUUCUACUAUUUCUACUAUUUCUACUAUUUCUACUAUUUCUACUAUUUCUACUAUUUCUACUAUUUCUACUAUUUCUACUACUAUUUCUACUACUUCUACUACUUCUACUACUUCUACUAUUUCUACUACUAUUUCUACUACUUCUACUACUUCUACUACUUCUACUACUAUUUCUACUACUUCUACUACUUCUACUACUUCUACUACUAUUUCUACUACUUCUACUACUAUUUCUACUACUUCUACUACUUCUACUACUUCUACUACUAUUUCUACUACUUCUACUACUUCUACUACUUCUACUACUUCUACUACUUCUACUACUUCUACUACUUCUACUACUUCUACUACUUCUACUACUUCUACUACUUCUACUACUUCUACUACUUCUACUACUUCUACUUCUACUACUACUACAUCUACUACUACUACUACUUCUAA